AUGCCAUUCAUGGGGUUAAGUGUGCAGUGCGUAUUGGAUUUGGUAGUGGCAGGGAUUUCUUUGAUGAUUGGUUUAGGCAUUUUUGCUUUCAUCGCCUCCAUUCUAUGCUCUGUCGCUUUCUUGUACAACGCCAAGGACAUUCGUUGAUCCUUAUAUAGAGAAACAUGGAAGCGGGAGCACCGUCUUUUCAGCAGUUUGCAUGAGUAAUUGUUGGAGAAUUAAAAUUUCUCACUGCGCUCAGCAGAGCUUUGUAUCAGAAUUUAGAUUGUAGAAAAUCCUCCAAUGUUCAACAAUAGAAGUAUCCAAAUAAAUUAAACCGUUUCAAUC
Messenger RNA from Mangifera indica (mango), 327 nucleotides. RefSeq lists its product as uncharacterized. The record is from RefSeq and is a predicted model, not a curated record. NCBI's taxonomy places the organism in Eukaryota, Viridiplantae, Streptophyta, Magnoliopsida, Sapindales, Anacardiaceae. The coding region runs from base 1 to 147 and encodes 48 amino acids. The transcript has 2 exons.